Messenger RNA from Stomoxys calcitrans (stable fly), 837 nucleotides. Its product is annotated as alpha-tocopherol transfer protein-like. Gene Ontology annotation, molecular function: phosphatidylinositol bisphosphate binding. The coding region runs from base 1 to 837 and encodes 278 amino acids. Gene Ontology annotation, cellular component: membrane. Lineage: Eukaryota; Metazoa; Arthropoda; Insecta; Diptera; Muscidae. The record is from RefSeq and is a predicted model, not a curated record. The transcript is spliced from 3 exons.
AUGUCUUGUCUAGUGCCUCUUCCAGCGGAAUUGCAAAAAAUUGCCAAUAUAGAAUUGGGAGAAGUACCUUCUAGAAUCCCCGCAGAUUUGCUAGCCCUCAAGGAAUGGAUAAAAAAGCAACCCCAUCUCAGGUCACGCACAGAUGACCAAUUUCUCAUACAAUUUCUGAGAGGCUGCAAAUACAGUGUGGAAAAGGCUAAGGAAAAGAUUGAUAAUUAUUAUCGCCUUAAAACAAAACAUCCCGAUCUAUUUUUUAUCGCCAACAUUGAUGAUGACACUUUUCGCAGAUUUCACAACACAAAUUCACAUGCUGUCCUGCCCAUUCCGCUUCGAGAAAGUGGUCCACGUAUACUUUUCAAUCGAUACUCCUAUAGUCCCUAUGAAUUUUCCAUCGUCGAUAGUUUACGUAAUGGCAGUGCGGUCAAUGAAAUUUUACACAUGAGUGAUCCAUAUGCCUGCAUCAGUGGCGUCAUGUAUGUCUUCGAUUUUGCCGACGCCAAAACACCACAUCUGACGGCCCUUACACCAAGCAUUAUCAUACAGAUGAUUAAAUUCUUUGAAAACACUUCACCGAUGCGUCUAAAGGGUCUAUGCAUUUUCAAUCUAUCAUCGUACGCACAUACAAUUACUAAUAUGUUGCUGCAAUAUGCUCCGAUGAAACUUAAAUCAAGGAGAACGACAGCUGAAAACAAUUGUGUGAUUACUAUGUUCAUGCCCUGCGCUAAUGAAAACUUAGAACCCUGGUCAUCCGUUCCUUCAAAGUCCUGUCGAGACAAAAGUGUCAUUCUAUGUCAACCCAUUGGCUCUAGCACAAACUACCAAACGCUUAUAGGAUAA